GUCAGUCACUCACAGCUCGCUGUUUACGAGAAAGGCUUUAUUUUAAAUUGACGAUUGAUAAGGUACCAGAAUGGCCAUCGACCUAUAUUACACACCAGGGUCGGCGCCGUGCAGGCUGGUGCUGCUGGUAGCUGCUGCUCUCAAUGUCGAACUCAACCACAAGCUGCUCAACUUAAGAGCCGGCGACCAACUCGCACCCGACUACCUGAAGAUCAACCCGCAGCACACAGUGCCUACUAUAGUAGACGACGGUUUUGCCCUGUGGGAGUCGCGCGCCAUCAGCCGCUACCUGGUCACCAAGUACGGGGAGGGAGGCGACCUUUACCCGGAUGAUCUGCACGCAAGGGCUGUGGUUGAUCAGCGGUUGGACUUCGACCUGGGCACGCUGUACCCGCGCUUCGCUCAGUACUUCUACCCGCAAAUUUUCGCCGGGGCACAACCCGACGAGGGUCUGUACAAGAAGCUCGGUGAGGCGCUCGGCUUCCUGGACUCAUUCCUGGACAGCAGCCCGGGGGAGUACGCCGCCGGCCCGAAGCUGACCCUGGCUGACCUGUCCCUGGUGGCCACCGUCUCCACGAUUGACGCUGCCGGUAUCAACUUGAAGCCAUACCUGAAUGUAGCGAAGUGGUUCGAACUGGUGAAGAAUACUGCACCAGGCUACCAGAAAGCGAACGGCGAAGGCAUCGAUAUGUUUAAAGAAUUAAUUGCAAAACUUAAAGGCAAGACUGAAUUGUAAAUUAUGUAUAGUUCCUAACAAAUGUUUAUUAAAUAAUAUUUUA
Chilo suppressalis (striped riceborer) is the source of this 779-nucleotide messenger RNA. The record is from the annotation of a GenBank genome assembly. NCBI's taxonomy places the organism in Eukaryota, Metazoa, Arthropoda, Insecta, Lepidoptera, Crambidae.